AUGACUUUAUAAAACUAAGUAAAUAUGAAACCAGCAAACCACAAACCGGGGCGCAAGAAACUGUCAUCUCAAAAUCCCAUCGAGAUCGCAGUUAGGACAUGGUUCAAUUCCAUAGCGCCAGCCCAACAAUCCCAAUCUCAGCUCGAUGAAUUAGUUGCUCGGGCCCCAAAGCGAUGGACAUCGUAUGAACCGAUGGUCUUACUACCGGCCGGCUCAUUCGACGCCGACGCGUGGAAGGAAUGUCUCUCAAGCCUGUCCGUCGAACAGGCGGACGCACUAUGGACACAAAUCCUAGCGGAGAUCUCAAAGAAGACCGGUGGACUCGGGGCCCGGCUGACCCACCUAGCCAUCAACGAGGGCAUUCCCGCGGCUCUUCAUAGCAAUAACGCGGAGCAUGUCGGAGCACCAGAAAAUAUCCUGCGCAGCCCGACCGGUCUCCGGAUCCUCCACGGCGACUUCGGCCCCGCCUCCGCCUCCGGAACACCGUCGGAUUUCGAGACCGCGUUUUGGGUCUCGACUCGGCAGAACGGGAUCUUCCAGACCUGGGCGCCGCGGUGGACGAUGUUUAGCCGGGGCAACAUCAAGGAAAAGGCGCGCCUGCUGGAUUUCCAUAAAGGCAGAUCCCCAAGCAGCAACGGGGUGGAGUUACGUGAUGCUUUGGCGGUCGACCUGUACGCGGGAAUAGGCUACUUCACCUUUUCGUAUGCGAAGCUGGGUAUGCGAGUAUUGUGUUGGGAGUUGAACCCGUGGAGCGUGGAGGGCUUGCGUCGAGGCGCCAGGGGGAAUGGCUGGUCGGUGCGAGUUGUUCAGGAUGAGGUUGAUUUGGCCAUGCCGAUGAAAGAGCUGGUAAGCGGCGGCGAACAAAUAAUAGUCUUCCUUGAGGAUAACAGACAUGCUGCGCGGAGAAUAAGAGAGUUAAGCGGAUUAAACGUCCUCCAUGUUAACUGCGGUCUAUUACCUUCUAGCGAAGCCUCUUGGAAAGACUCUUGGGAUAUUGCCACGCGAAGUGAAGAAGAGGAGACGUGGUUGCAUUUACAUGAAAAUGUAGGAGUGGCCGAUAUUGAAAGACGGAGGGAGGAGAUUGAACAGUAUUUCUUAGACCUAAGACGUAAGGACGGCUGCGGCAGAACAGCUCGUGUAGAACACGCAGAGCUUGUCAAAACGUUCGCACCGGGAGUCUGGCACUGCGUCUUCGAUCUGCAUAUUACAAGAUCUAGUAGCAUAACAUGACAGAGUAUCGUACACCAUGCAUCAUCAUACGCAUCUGAACAGCCAGCCCAUUUCGUAAAUCGUGUAUGUCCCCUCCUAAAUCGCA
Messenger RNA from Annulohypoxylon truncatum, 1315 nucleotides. Its product is annotated as S-adenosyl-L-methionine-dependent methyltransferase. Gene Ontology annotation, biological process: tRNA methylation; wybutosine biosynthetic process. The record is from RefSeq and is a predicted model, not a curated record. The transcript has a single exon. Bases 25 to 1230 code for a protein of 401 amino acids. Gene Ontology annotation, cellular component: cytoplasm. Gene Ontology annotation, molecular function: S-adenosylmethionine-dependent methyltransferase activity; tRNA methyltransferase activity. Lineage: Eukaryota; Fungi; Ascomycota; Sordariomycetes; Xylariales; Hypoxylaceae.